AGGGGGAGGAGGGGACCCUGCAGCUACAUAAGCACUCCCCUGGAAGAUGUGUAGUACACCAUCCCCGAGCGGCAAACCCCCCCGGCCAGGCACUGUCAGGUGAUUGUUUCCCGUCUGAGUGAGGAAGGUAAAGAGAAGCAGCGAUGUGUGACGAUGAAGAGAGCACCGCCCUCGUGUGUGAUAACGGCUCAGGUCUCUGUAAGGCAGGCUUCGCCGGGGAUGACGCUCCCAGGGCAGUGUUCCCCUCCAUCGUGGGGCGUCCCAGGCACCAGGGCGUGAUGGUGGGAAUGGGCCAGAAGGACAGUUAUGUAGGGGAUGAGGCACAGAGUAAGAGGGGUAUCCUGACCCUGAAGUAUCCCAUUGAACACGGCAUCAUUACCAACUGGGACGACAUGGAAAAGAUUUGGCAUCACUCCUUCUACAACGAGCUCCGUGUGGCCCCUGAGGAGCACCCUACUCUACUGACUGAAGCCCCCCUAAAUCCCAAAGCCAACAGGGAGAAGAUGACACAGAUCAUGUUUGAGACCUUCAAUGUUCCAGCCAUGUACGUGGCUAUCCAGGCAGUGCUGUCCCUCUAUGCUUCCGGCCGUACCACAGGCAUUGUCCUCGACUCCGGUGAUGGUGUUACCCACAACGUGCCCAUUUAUGAGGGCUACGCCCUGCCCCAUGCCAUCAUGCGCUUGGAUCUGGCCGGCCGUGAUCUCACAGACUACCUCAUGAAGAUCCUGACCGAGCGGGGCUACUCCUUUGUCACGACUGCUGAAAGAGAAAUUGUCCGUGACAUCAAGGAGAAGCUGUGCUACGUGGCCCUGGACUUUGAGAAUGAGAUGGCCACCGCUGCCUCCUCCUCCUCUCUGGAGAAGAGCUAUGAGCUUCCUGAUGGCCAGGUCAUCACCAUCGGCAACGAGAGGUUCCGCUGCCCCGAGACCCUCUUCCAGCCAUCCUUUAUCGGCAUGGAAUCUGCUGGCAUUCAUGAAACCACCUACAACAGCAUCAUGAAGUGUGACAUUGACAUCCGCAAGGACCUCUACGCAAACAACGUCCUGUCUGGAGGCACCACCAUGUACCCUGGGAUUGCUGACAGAAUGCAGAAAGAGAUCACUGCCUUGGCCCCCAGCACCAUGAAGAUCAAGAUCAUCGCACCACCAGAGCGCAAGUACUCCGUCUGGAUAGGAGGCUCCAUCCUGGCCUCUCUCUCCACCUUCCAGCAGAUGUGGAUUAGCAAGCAGGAGUAUGAUGAAGCCGGCCCUUCCAUUGUUCAUCGCAAAUGUUUCUAAAGCCGCCCCCCCACCAACCCACCCCAAAAUCCCACUGUGUCGCUCCUUCGCCUGUAAACUGUGAAUGUACCCUUUUCCUUCUUUCAUUCCGUCUUUGCACUGCCAACUACUGAGCGAAUGUUUUUUUUGUUCGUUUUUUUAAAGAAUGAAUAAAGCUUGAAUGUUA
Molecule: messenger RNA, 1443 nt
Organism: Conger conger (European conger)
Lineage: Eukaryota; Metazoa; Chordata; Actinopteri; Anguilliformes; Congridae
Gene: acta2
Product: actin alpha 2, smooth muscle
Exons: 9
Coding region: 144-1277 (377 amino acids)
Source: RefSeq, a predicted model, not a curated record